UUGAAUUUGUUUUGUAGGAUUAUAAAAAUAGACUAAAUAAUAUUUCAAAAUUUAUAAAAAGUUUAUACGGAUUACUUUAUUUGAUUUUAUAUUCGAAUAUAUUUAUUUUAUUGAUGAUUAUAAAUUUAUAAAAAGUUUAUACAGAUAUCCGGAAUUUUCGUAUCGAAUCGAAACGAAUAGUGAAUCGAAUCAAAUUUAACGGAUAAAAUGUCCAGCCCUACUCCAAAAUACUAACUACUCGUAUUUUUAAUCAAUUAAUUAAUAGUUGUUUAACGAUUUAAAUAUUUAAAUCGUUACUUUUUAGCUGUUAAUGCCGCAUAUGAUUGGGACUACUACUCUUUGAUAGUAUAUCUCAACUAGAAAUCAUUACUUUUUAGCUGACUAGUUCUCAUAUCAUUGGCGCUCUCAAGCUAAUUAAAUUAUAUAAUAUUUGUUAUACUAUAUCAAUAAUUUGUAUCAAAUUGGUAACAUGUUUUUUCUUUUGGUUAUAUAGAAAAAGCUUUGAAGGGGCAUGGAAUGCCAUAAAGAUGAAAGACACAAUUGAAUUUUGUAAACCAAAGGUGGCUUCAAUCAAGCCUUCAAUGGCUCCACUAUGCUCAAUGAAGAGUUCAUUGUCGAAGGAUGAUGAUUUGAUGACGGGAAAUAAUACCAUUAAACCGAACCAGCAACGCUGCAGAAACAUUUCGGGAGAUCCAUCAGGACAUAAACGUGUAGUGAGAGCAACUCUCAAAACUGAUGAAGCUUAGCUAUGAUUGAUUAUCUAGCUGUGAUAUGUGAAUGGAUGCAGACGGGUAAAAUUUUCACUAGUUCAGUGAAGUUCAGUUUGAUGAAGCAGUGCCGUGCGAAGGUUUUCGGAGGUCCGAGGCGAGUUUAAAAAUAUAUUUUACAUGAUAUAUUUUUAAUAAUAUAUAUAUAUAUAUAUAUAUAUAUAUAACACUCAAAAGUUUUGAAUUAUUACAUAAACUUUUUCCAAAUUUUCUUCACCAAAAUUUUAUAAAAUAAAAAUUUUAAAUAUGAACAAUAAAUAUGAAUUUGUAAUAUAAAUACAAAGAUAUAAAUUGUUGAUUGAAAUGUUGAUAGCUGUCAAAAAUGUAAAUCUUAGCAUUUAAAUUAACUAUACUAAACUAUAUAUUAAAAAUAUUAUAUUUUCUUUAUCAAAUUCUCAUAAAUAUAUAAAAUAAAUUUAACUCAUAGCAUAUAAAAGAAAAGACCAAUGUGAUAAAAUAUUUACAGUUUUUUAGAAUUAGAAUCUUUAUAGUUUAUUUAAAAUAUAGCAAAAAUGAUCACAAACCUAGUUAAUUUAAACAGAAGUCUAAUUUAAAUUCAAAUAUAAAUAAAAAUCUAACUACGAGAAUAUGUUAACUACCAUGUAAAAGUAUUUUUUUUUGUAAUUUGGGACCCUAAAAUUUCUACAAAAUUUGGGGACCCUAGGCAAAUGUCUUUUUCAAAAGCCUCUAAACACGACUUUGGAUGAAGCGCACAAAUUGUUAGAAUAUCAUGAGGUCUUUGGCAUAAAGUGGUUUUGGGUAAUCUAACUGAAGGUUUUAGAAGCUAAUUGAUCACAAUUUGAACAUUUAUGUCUUAAUGACUCAUUUUUGAUAAUGCAAACAAAACUUUAUUUCGUUCACGUUUUAAAACCUUUAUAUAUACGGUUAUAUCUUACGUACGCGCGCACGUACGGUCAUGCCAUCAUGUGCGUCAGUGCAUGUUAGUUAUAUUGAUACAUUAGGUUGAGAAUAAUUAAGCACAUGAACUAAAUAAAUACAACAUGAUCUUUGUCGUUUUGUUUUCGAAGAUAAAAUCUUGAAUUUUCAUUCUGUUUCUAGUACAUAUCAUUUUGUCUACAAUAUUUUUAAUCAAAAACUCCACGUCUGCUUUGACCAGAUAAGAUUGAAAGUUCUAAUGGAAAUUUAAGGCCUCUAUAAACUAUAUUAUAAUUUUAUUUCGUUACUUCGACGUUCUUGCCUCUGGUCAAAUAUGGCUCGCUCUUGUGUCAAGCCCUAUUUAAACAAGUGACUUUGCCUGAAAAAACUUAAAUCUCUAACUCAUCGAUCCAUAUUAAGACAAGAACAACAAUAACAAAGUCAACGGUGCAGUAUAGAAUUCUUGUGUGACUCUUAAUAUCAUUAAUGGAAGGAAGCUUGGAAGGUAUGCUGAUGAAAGUGAGCAUUUUCGCUAUGGUUCAAGCUCUUGUAUAUCUUAUUCUCUCUACAUCUUCGAGUGUUUUCUCUAAGUCAAACACGAUGAAGAGACUUCAUAGUUUCCGGUCAGCGAAAUCCAUGAGCAUCAGCCGGAUUUUGGCGGUUCUUCAGGAUAUGCCUGCAGGCGGCGAGAUGUCUCCUUCUUCCAUGAGACUCUCUUCUCUUGCUUCUCCUUCAUCGUCACCACUGGAAAGCUAAAUCACAAAACGUAUAUGAUUCAGUAGUUUCUGGUGAAUUAUGUUUGAAUAUUAUUUCUGCAUGUUAGAUAAUGUUCAAUUUCCUUUGUUUAUAAAUUUUUUUGUUUUUUUUUUUAUAAAGUUUAUUUGUAAUUUAAUCUCCAGUUUGAUUCAUGAUUGAUUAAGAAAACAAGAAAUGACGUGAGCCCAUGUUAAACAAGAGAAACAAAACGUCAGCGUGUUAGUUAAGUAUUCGUCACCAAAUAUUCAUCAUAUCUUUCGAACCGAUUUUCUAUGCUGUAUAUAUAUUAAUAUAUAUAUCUAUAUAUAUAUGAAUAAUGUUUUAU
Messenger RNA from Brassica rapa (field mustard), 2724 nucleotides. RefSeq lists its product as uncharacterized. Lineage: Eukaryota; Viridiplantae; Streptophyta; Magnoliopsida; Brassicales; Brassicaceae. The record is from RefSeq and is a predicted model, not a curated record.